CCGGAUGCUCUGCACUUACUAUGGCUACUUGACCUCAGCGGAAUAGUCAUGCUGCAUGGCUGCAGGCUGACUUGAUGGCAGACUUGGAGAUGCCAGCCAAAACACAUGGAGUUGGAGUCUUCUUAGAGCUGAGGAAAAGGCUCCAGACUGGACUGCUCAUUGUCGGGAAAGCCGUGGCCAGUAGUCCGGCAGAUGUGGUCGUGACAGGGGGAGACUCCUCUCUCCACAUCGGGACGCCCCGAGGCGAGCUGAGCCUGACUCUGCCGCCAGGAGUCGCCCUGGAGCAGGGAUCCUGUGUCCCGACGCCCGCGGGAGAGUCCUGUGGAGAGGAGCUGCAUUUCAGGCUGCGGAUCAGUGUCACGCCGAGCACAGAUGAAGAGGCCUGUGGCAGCGUGGUGGAGACGCUCCGGGCUAAAGAGACUUAUUGCUUCCACUGCCAGGGCUGCAUGACCCGGCUGCUAGAGGACAGAGUGUUUAAGCGAGUUCUCCCUCUCCCUAACGGCAACUGGAACGCCAUCGUGGACGACUGGUGCUGCCACCCCGAUCCGUUCGCGAACAAGAAGCUGCUGCCCCGAGCCGAGGACUGUUUACUGGGCGACACCUUCCUCCUCCUAGCCAGAGAUGGCGGAUGCGAACACACUCUCACUAAGGAAGUGAGCUCUGUUGGCUCAGAGGACAGUCAAGAAUCAAAGAAAACGUGCCGCCGACUGGCAAUCGUCUCCUGCAAGAGCUGUUCGUUAGUGCUGGGAGAGGCCGUCGCACCAGAGAGCCUGAAACUGUACAUCACACAGGUGGUGGUGGAACCCGCUGUGGGAGACAGAAUGCCAGAGGCUUCACUUAACAGGUCCCUCUAUCUGGAGCAGACGUUAGCAGCCAGGCUGUUGGAGCUGUCCAACUCAAUGAGCACCUUCCACUUCUCUGUCCAGACUCCUGAUGAAAAAGCCUUCUUAUUGCUCUGGCUGCUGAACAGCGACUCCAUCACAGCGUCGGUCCCACGGACGUGUGUCGGGGGGGACAGCUCCCUUCACAGUCCAUCAGCCCGAGUCCUGAAAGUCCUCUACACCGCCCGCUCUGACACAGGCAUCCAACAAAGAGACAUUGUAUCUAGUUGGGAGGCCAAUGCCAUCGGACAUCCUGUGGUGCUGCCGCUGAAGGUGUGCCAGGAGCUGCUGCAAGUGAUGGAUGACAGCAACUCUGCACUUCCUGCCUCUAUGCGUACCAUGAGGUCCUAUGAGGUGGCGUACCUGAGACUGUGAGGCCAAACGUCCAGUGCCAAGAGGUCAACGCUCCACUCGUCAGUCUUGGAUAAGGACGUGGGACAGCUGAUAGGACUGUUUUUUUUAAUUUUAAGGCCUUUUUGCCUUUAGGUAAUAGGACAGUUGUAGACAGGAAGGGAGGCGAGAGCGAGAGGGAGAAGACAUGCAGAAAAAGGCAGCAGCCUGGAAUCAAACCUUGGGUCGCUGCGUUAAGGACUGAGCU
Messenger RNA from Etheostoma cragini (Arkansas darter), 1479 nucleotides. It is a transcript of the gene ube3d, whose product is annotated as ubiquitin protein ligase E3D. The coding region runs from base 75 to 1256 and encodes 393 amino acids. Gene Ontology annotation, molecular function: ubiquitin conjugating enzyme binding; cyclin binding; ubiquitin protein ligase activity. The transcript has 11 exons. Gene Ontology annotation, cellular component: ubiquitin ligase complex; nucleus; cytosol. The record is from RefSeq and is a predicted model, not a curated record. Lineage: Eukaryota; Metazoa; Chordata; Actinopteri; Perciformes; Percidae. Gene Ontology annotation, biological process: protein autoubiquitination; proteasome-mediated ubiquitin-dependent protein catabolic process; protein polyubiquitination.